Messenger RNA from Amoebophrya sp. A25, 3272 nucleotides. The record is from the annotation of a GenBank genome assembly. Lineage: Eukaryota; Dinophyceae; Syndiniales; Amoebophryaceae.
AUGGUGUCUUAUUUGGAUCCGUGUAGUCGCAGCCUGUCUAUUGCACAGAAAGAGAGCCGCAGCUCUUGUUCCUUUCCCUAUUCAAGCUCAUUGUACUUAGAAGAUAUCAUUAUACUGAACCGCAGCGAUUAUACAACAGAGCUGCACCGACAUCGAUUAUUCGCUAGAUCUAAAAGUGUGCGGUCAUCAAUCUUGUUUGAUCCGAUACCCACGAAGAACAAUCAUGAUGGAGUGCAAACGAGAAGGAGGAGGAAAGCUGCGAGCGCAAGUACAACAACGCUUUCCUCGUCCAUCACGACACGACCGGCUCAGUCUUGCCUUCUCCGGCGUUUUCUGUUCGUUUUUUGCCUAUGGAAUCUACUAGCAGCGCUGUUCUCGAAUUUUCGGAUCUCCUUUACAACUACGACUCCAGCCAGCUGCACUUCUACCAGGGAACAAAGGAGCGGGCAAGGAAGAGUCGCACAAUCAUUUUUUGCCGGCGGGCCUUUGCUAGCAGCGGCCUCUGGCGUUUCGCAAUGCGGCCUGUCGCAAGGGUCGCUCUCCUUCGUUUCAAGCUCAAGACGUAAUCUAAUAGUUAACGGAAACGACGCUACAGGAUGCGAAUGGCCGUGGCACGUGGCCCUCCUGCAGAUCCAUCAAAGCGAGACAAAUAUCGCAGGAGGUACUAUUAUCGUAAAAGCUUUGACGUAUCGUAUGGAGCUGACCCACGUUUGAAUUUUGUCGAUGCGUCAUGCUUACAUCUUCCUCGUCGUGCUCGUGUGUAAUGAUUGAAACCUUUUAUAAUAGAUGCUGAACCCUUGUUCUUGUUGAAAAAUGAAGAAAAUGAAAUGUGAAAAUAUCUAUAUUAAGUGAUUCAUCCCCAGGCGUCCAAACACGGCUGUCUUGGUCCUAUCGGUGUGGCGGCUCUCUCCUAGAUGACACCCACGUUCUGACCGCUGCCCACUGCGUCGAGGGUCUGAAUGCUGGAGACACGCUACAUGUGCUCGCUGGAACGCAUGUGAAGGACAUCGCGUCUAUGUCUGAGGCAGAAUUGCAUCGACAUGUGGUCGCAGUCCAGACAGUACACAUUCAUCCGCAGUACUACAGCAGUCGGCGGAGGCUUUCGAAUGCGGAAGAGGACUCGCCAUUCGAGAUGGAGGAUACUGCUGGUGCGAAGCGAAAGUCCAAUACUAGUAAGGAAGAUGGUGAAGAUACAACAACUUUUGCUUCUCAAUCGCUACUAGCGAAGCUUCAGCGUGCUAAGAAAGAAAAAGCUGCUAGUGUUAAAACAAGAAGGCUUACGACGACAGGUGGCCAGAACCUUCAGGGCAAUUUGCUCUUCGACUACGCAGUUCUCGGUCUCGUUGCACCAGGAAAUAACUAUCCAGACGAUAGCAAAGAUGCUCUAGAUACCGUUUUGGACCUCUUUGGAGGAGGUGACGACUUCACACUUUCCACCUCAAACGGAGGAUCCUCGAAUAAUUUGAACCAGAACUUCAUUCCACAACUAGCGAAGGAACCUUGUUCUGGAUCUUCAACUAGAAGAAGUCUUGAUGCGCAAGUACUAGGACGUAGAACAUCAACUAGUCCAUCCAGCACGUCACCGGUUCCGAGUAGCAAGAUCGGCUACGUUUGCAUUCCGGACGCUCCUUUGGAUUCCGAAGUUUUAAGGCGCAAAUACGAAGGUGUUGGCGAUUUACUGGAGUCUCUGACGGUUUUCGCGGACAACGUAGGGCAAGGAUACCUAAGCGGAAGCGGCCCAAAUAACCUUGGUGACUACGAAUGCGUGAUUUCCGGUUGGGGCCAGACCGAUUCUUCCGGGUCGAUGCCCAAGACACUGCAAGAAACGUCCAUUUCGUUGGACGAGAAAUGCUCGGAAUGGAGCGUCAACGGACCGUUUGAGAGCGUCUUCUUGAAUGCCAAUGGCUACGACGACAACAUCGCUAGCGUGCUGUGCGGAAAGGGCCGUAGUGGAGGGACAAGCGGAGGAACGGUGCCGUCGACCGCGUGUGCCGGAGACAGUGGAGGCCCGCUGCUCUGCAGAAAGCGGGUGCCUGGUUCACUAUUGACGGAACAAGGGUCUUCUCACCCUUGGAUCCAGUAUGGCGUGAUUUCGCAAGGCCGCGACACGGACAUGAAUGCUUUGAAUUCGUGCGCACCGGACGUGGAAGUGUGGUUCGCGGACACGUUUUUCGCACGCAGCUGGAUCCUAGAAAAGGCCCAGAUACCGACGCAGCCGCUCGAAUACAACGUGCCUAGUAGGGCUACGGCACGAGCGUUAGUGCUGGCUUGCUUUGUGUUCCUGCUUGUCGUCCUCUUGUUCGAGGUGUACUCGGUUUUCCGCUACGGCCGCUGUCGCGGUCCCUGCUGUCGACAGCGCGGUUCUAGUUCAGGCGGAGGUGGCAAUCCAACCGACGGAGCAACUAGCGCACCAAGUCCGUCGCGCUGGCAGAGAAUCUUCGGAACUGCAGCUACAACACCCGACGCACGUGUGAAAUUGCAGACCUACGACUCACAACCCGCGGUUUUGACCCAGUUUCCGCCUUACAGUCAGUUUUCUCCGUACAACCAGCAUCAAAACGGAGGGAUCAUUUACAACGGCAAUCAAAACGUGGGUGCAUCACCGCCAGGCAUGGUAGGUUUAGCGGCACCUGGCGUCGGGCCCCAAUUUGUGCGAUACAGUAGUCCGAUAGUGUUCGAGCAAAGCGCAAUCGGCGGCCAGGUGCAUCUGCAGGGUAGAGGCCAACAUCAUCAAGCGACCAAUGAUAUAGUGAACAUCGGCCCCACUCUACUCGGAGCUGCAUCCUCAUCCAGCGAGGAGCCAACAGCAGAGCAGCUGGAGAUGAGCGUAAUGAAUGCUUCGCCUGCUUCGCCUGCAGCGCCAGAACACCAAGAUAGAAGACCUCAACAUGAGAUAGACCUGAAUCGAGAUUCGGAAUUGGCUAUGAGCCAGGUAAUUGCGCGUGCACAGGCGACCAAUAGUGUAAUCGUGGUGCGCAGGGACGGCGACCGCUUUCAGCUCCAAGCCUCAGAAGCGCCUUCCGUUUUACCAGCGUUGAGACAGCAGACGUAGUGUUGAAUUAUAGGUCAUAGUGCUGCGCUGGUUCUGAUUCAAAUUCCAUGCGCAUACACGACUGUCACUCUGUCGCAGCACCAUAACUGAACACUGUCUCAUCAAAGGCGAAGAGCCUCCUGUGAUUUCAUGCAACAACACCCCCAUUAGAAGAAUUCGCUCUCCUCGUUAUGAUUCUCUGCGCAAAAAUCUCAUGAGCCAACGGCCUGUAUUAACUCCG